CAGAAAUUCGUUUUUUUUCAACCCCUGUAUAAGCUUUCCAAUUCCUGUUUGAAUUUCACGCGUUGCUAUAGUAACCAUUCUACUGUAUAUGACAACAAUGAAACAAAUCAUCCACUACAGCGCGUAUAAUCGACCUACAAAAAAUCGUUUUUUAACUUAAUUUUUGACAAACUGAUGGAUUUUGGACUGGACAAUGAGUUCGAUUCCGAUGACAGCUUUUUCGACGAGCCAAAACUAGCCAUUAAAAAAGCAAGCCCGGCGAAAACUAACCCUAAAAAGUCCCUCGAAGACAUUUUUGGCUUUCAAGAAGAAAAAUCAAAUGAAAAAAGUAAUUUAGACACGCCUGGCAACAUCGCAAGUAGUCCUGGACCUAAACCCAAGGUACGUUUUAAUGUUGAAGAAAAUGCUUCUGAAGACGUUCAAAAAGGUUCCUCAAAGACUUCUGUUACCAGCAAAGGGCUAGAUUGGCUAGGUAGCUCCGACAGUCUAGAUUUUUCAAAAAAAGAACCAAAAUCUUCCUCGAAAGGCGAUAUUUUAGACGACAUUCUACCUUCAGCGCCUCAGAAAUCUGAAACCAAAAAACCUCUCGACCUUUUAGAUGAUAUUUUACCUAAAACUACCCAAAAAAGCGACUCAAAAAAAGCAAUUUCGUUCGAGGACAUCUUGAAAGACAGUAAAGCACAAAAAACUGGUUCUGGUAGUUUGGAACGGUCUAACUUUGAUCUGACACAGUCAAAAAGUGGUACUGGAUCGUUAGAAAAUAUAUUGGGAGAUAAAGGACCUGGAAACUUUGAUAAAAUACCUCAAAGAAAUGCACUGAGUGCUAGUCUGGACUUGGAAAAGACUGGAAUGGCUUCCAGAAGAGGAAGGAGAGCUUCCAAUACGGGAGUAUCGGAUAUUUUAGGAUUAUUCGGAUCAGAACAAUCUCCUGAGCCGAUUUCUAGAAGUAGAAAGCCAAAUUUAGACGCUUUUGCAACUAGGGAAGGCAGAAAAAAUACUGGAGAAGAUGUUCCAGAUUGGUUAGGGGGAAGUACCACGUCAGCUACAAGAUCAGACACGACGAUUCAGUCCCAAACACCCGAAAUUACUCGAGAAGAUCAGCAAAAAGUCCAAAAAAACGUCGAUAUUAAAGAUUCUACUGAAACUAAGACUAAUGCAGAUGAUUCUUUUCGAAGGAAUAUUGAAAAAAACACUGAUAAUACAGUCCAGACUUCAGAAAAUUUCCAAACAAACAUUUCCAACUUGCAAACUCAAGAAUCGUUUUUGCUGGUUUCUCUGCAACUGAAGCAGUACGAGCAAAGUUUAACAGACAUCAAACAGCAACAAGAACAGAUCCUAAAGAAGCAAGAGAACCAAUUUGACUUAUUUUUGAACAAAUAUAUCGAGAAACAGAAGAAUAUCGAACAGGAAAUGCUGGCUCAGCAAGAAAGGAUCAAUCAGAACAUUAGGACGUUGGCGUUGGGUGGUAUUGAUGCAGGGAGAAGAAAUUUUAAAGAAUCGGGGUACGCAAGUGAUGACAUUGAAGAUCCCGAUGACGCAAACGAUAAGGUAGUGUCAAAGAUCGUGGAAAAUAUGAAACAAAGACACCAAGAGGAAUUCUUUUUGAUGGAAGAGUCCUAUAAAAAACAAAUAACAAUGCUUGAAAAGUCUUCGGAACUGGUCGAGCAACGCCUCCAGAAAGAAACGGAAGUCAUUACUAAGAUCUACGAAGACAAACUAGCCAACAUGAAGGUCCAGCAUGCUGAAGAACUCGAUCACUGGACUGAAAAACUCAAGAGUCUGGAACAAAAGCAUCGGGAUGAACUGGAAGCAGCUCGUGAAGAUUAUUCCAGAUUUCUUCGUGAAGCUAAGCAGGAUUUUUUGGAUCAAAUUGAACGGUUUAAAGAACAGAAACAUAGAGAAAUGGAUCUGAUGGCUGACGGUGUUGAGAUCAGCCAAAGAAUAACCAAGAGUGCUGACAAAUUAGAUCAAAAUGGAGUGAUUUUGGAGAAACUUCAAGAAAAAGUGAUCAGUGACUAUGAUGUGCUGAGUGUGGUUAGAGAAAGGUCCAUUGAGAAUAAAGAAAGAGAAGUUGCUACUAUGAGGUUGUCUCUGGAAAAAUGCCGAGAACAGGCUGAAAAAGACCGAUCCCAACUAUUGGCUCUGGUUCGUACGUUGGAGCAGAAGAUUUCCGAACAGGACCACAACGCUCAGGAGGAGAGAUGGGCCAUGCAACAAGCGGCGGCAACGUUGGCAGCUAGAGCAGUUGCUUUCGACAGGGAGGUCGAAUUCAGCCGGACAUCCAUAGAAAGGGAAAGGGAACAACUUAAGACGCUUAAAGAAUCCAUUCUGGCGGAACAGGCCCGCGUCACUGCGCAGCUCACCGAGGAAAAGCUGCGCAUCGACUCAGAACAGACGCGACUAAAGGUCUCCGCCUCUUUGGUCACCGAUUACGAGGUGCAAAAAGUGAAAAACGAGGCCGAAACGGCCAUUCAAGUGGCCAAAGAGCUGACGGAGCAGCUAACCAGGGAAAGAAACCUGGUCCAGCGGCAGAAGGUGGAUUUGGAGAAUUUCAGGAGAAGGUUGGUGGAAAAGGAGGUGGAGUUGACGGAACGGGAGGAGGAAAUGGAGGAGGUGAGGAGGGAGAUGCGCCAGAAGAUAGUGGAGGAUAGGAGAAUUAGUCAGGAAGCUAGGGUAUUGGAAGCCAGAUACAAAGAAAAAUUAUCUGAGCUUCAGGAACAGACGCUGUCUCUGUCUGGCAGAGAGAAGAAACUGGCAGAAGAAAAGAUCCAGAUAUCCAAGGAAAGGCUAGCUUUGUACACAUCGAUCAAGGAAAAAGCCAACACCAAAAAAUGCGUGCUGUGCAAGACUGAAGACGAGGAUCAUAGCAAAAACGAACUGUUUUACGUAACUCAUCCUGCAUCCGAUACAGAAAUCUUGAGACUGAAAAUGGAAGCUAUGGAUGACGAAAGAAACAGUGAAGUCAGUAGAGAAGAUAACAGCCCGAAUAUUUUACCUAGUUCUUAGUUCAUACUCACUAAUCAUUUUUGGUCUGUUUCGUUUAAUACUAAUCCAA
This is a messenger RNA of Sitophilus oryzae (rice weevil), 3055 nucleotides long. RefSeq names its product interaptin-like. The transcript has 9 exons. NCBI's taxonomy places the organism in Eukaryota, Metazoa, Arthropoda, Insecta, Coleoptera, Curculionidae. The record is from RefSeq and is a predicted model, not a curated record. Gene Ontology annotation, biological process: establishment of epithelial cell polarity; cilium assembly. Gene Ontology annotation, cellular component: ciliary transition fiber; ciliary basal body; centriole. The coding region runs from base 175 to 3006 and encodes 943 amino acids.